AUGGAUCACAUCGUGGCCCUAGAAAACCACGUCAAAAUCGGAUUUAGUAGUGGUCGUCCUACAACUGCCAUAUUUCUUGACAUAAAGAAAGCGUUCGACCGCACCCAACACGAUGGCGUCCUCUACAAAUUAGCAUGUCUCGGCAUCAACGGCCGUAUACUAAAAUGGAUUCAAUCCUUCCUUACCGGAAGAACCGCUCGGAUAAGAAUAGGUGAUCACCUAUCAGAAACACAACCAGUCACCAGAGGAGUGCCUCAAGGAGCAGUCCUCAGCCCUCUCCUGUUCAACGUCAUGAUGAGAGACCUGCCUCCCCCCCCAUCUGGCGCCUACACUCUUCAGUAUGCAGAUGACGUACUCGUCUACGCCAGUACCAAAAACGCAGUCGACGCGGAAGAUCUCCUACAACCCUAUUUAGACAAGCUGUACAGAUGGGGUGGUAAAUGGGGACUAGAAUUUCAAGCUGAAAAAUCUGCCCUACUAACCAUGUCACGCGCCCGCAAGUCUCCGCCCGGCCCCUUGCUGUUUAUUCAUGGCAACCGCAUUCCUAACGUUAUAAAGAAUAAGUUCCUUGGCCUCACUUUCGACCAAAAAUUAACUUGGUCUGCCCACGUUGAUACGGUAGUAUCCAGCUGCCUCCAAAAAAGGAACAUCUUCAUCCUUCUCACCAAUAAAAAAUUCGGGCCUAACAUCCACACACUAACGACACUUUUCAAAAGUAUCGUACGCAGCAAAGUGGACUACGGCGCUAUUGCCUAUGGAGGAACGAGCUCAACAAACAUUGCAAAAAUCGACAUAGUCUGCCGUGGAAUCCUCAGGAUGAUCCUGGGGGCUUUCAAAUCCACACCAGUGGACAUCAUAUAUGCAGAUUUAGGACUUGAACCGUUCAAAAAAAGAUGCCAAUGGCUCAAAGCACGCUACCUAAUAAAACUGAGCAAAAAACCAACCAAUUCAACAUAUCAGCCGGCCUAUCACCACAUCAAGAACCCCAAGGAAUGGCCCCCCAGAAGAAUUCCAAACAUUUCUCCAAUGCUCAGCGAGUUAGCUGCUCUUGAUCCUAAUCUCUUCAAAACGCUCCCCGACUACUUCGCCCAAAGAAAAAUUCCUCCGCCAUGGUCUUCUGCUCCUCAUAAGACGUCCUAUUUCCCAAUGUCAAAGAAGUUUGCACAAGUCAAUCAAAGUGAAGCCCGUGCAAAGAUGAGCCACGCCUUAAAACAUCUACCACACACAACUAUUAAAGGCUACACAGAUGGCUCCGUCUCAUCGCUCUCCACAUCAUGCGCCUACACCUUUCCCGAAAUUAAAGAACAAGGUGCCUGGUAUCUCACGCCUGGGUCUAACAUCCUAACUGCUGAGCUACAUGGUAUAUUCAAAGCCCUUGAAACCUGCUACCACCUAGACCCUGGACCCACGCAAGUACAAAUCUUUACUGAUUCACAGUCAGCCUUGAUGGCUAUCGAAGCAGCCACAACUCACUCACACAACCCUAUUAUACAUGACAUAUGGAAUCUCCUACAUUGCCUAAAAAAUGCAGGAACUUACACUCACCUUACAUGGAUCCCCAGCCACAUUGGCAUUCCUGGCAACGAAGAUGCUGACAGGUUGGCAAGUAACCUAGCCGACAUCCCAUGCACCAACAAAAUCAACAACACCCUGAUGGCAUCUGAAUUAAUUGAAAAAUACAAGAGAAAAUGGUUAGCAGAAACACUCACCGAGCUGAAACACUCUGGUAAAACCUGUCUCAACUCAAGGGACAGAUUGGGUGUCCUCGAGUGGCAUCACCAUCCCAUCAGAAAUAUCUCUAUUACCCUCCAUCGACUCAGAUCGGGCCACAAUAAGCUCAACUAUUUCCUCAGCAAGCUAGACAUGGAUGUCUCUCCACUAUGCCGACAUGGAUGCCUUGAACUGGAAGACACAAAGCACGUCCUUACAACAUGCAAACUCUAUUAUAAUCUCCAUGCACCAAUCAAACAAUUCUUCAUGGAAAAUAAACUUACCUGGGAUGUCAACACUCUCAUAGGCUUGAACAUGUCACUGGACAAAAGUAAACAACUCCAAAUCCGUUACGCUCUAGUCUCAUUCCUCUGGAAAUCCAAACUGCACCUGAUCAUCUAA
Daphnia magna is the source of this 2112-nucleotide messenger RNA. RefSeq lists its product as uncharacterized. The record is from RefSeq and is a predicted model, not a curated record. Lineage: Eukaryota; Metazoa; Arthropoda; Branchiopoda; Diplostraca; Daphniidae. The transcript has a single exon. The coding region runs from base 1 to 2112 and encodes 703 amino acids. Gene Ontology annotation, molecular function: nucleic acid binding; RNA-DNA hybrid ribonuclease activity.